AUGGCUCAUUUCAGGAAGAUGGAAGUCAUCAAUGUCACCGCUUUGCCCAUGGUACCAGUGGACGAGGCCCUGGCCGUCUCGCUCGCUGCGCAGAAUGCGAGGAAGAGUGCCAUGGAGAGGGGCCUGGAGGACAGUCCGCCUUCGUGCCUCAUUGGCUCCAUGCACCAGGUGAACCAAACCAUUGCUGAAAUAGAUCUGAGCCCCAACGCAUUGGUCAACAGUCUGGCAAUUGAGAGAUUUGAGUUGGAGAAGAAGGCUUUAACAGAGAAAAGUCGCGGCAGCUUGGGAGACAAAGACAAGAGUCAAAGAAAAUCACAGUACACUUGGAGAGACGUGGAAUUCAGGAAUGUCAAACCUUCUGUUACCAGAAGGAAAACACCAGAUAAAAAUCCGCAGGCAGAGCUGUACCAGCACCCACAAUUUCACAACUUUAGGCCAAAUGAGCUUCCAAACGGGGUGGACUUCUGUGACCUGGUGGGCAAUGUGGUCCGGGCUGAGAGAAAGCCCCUCAGUGGCAAGUCUUUCUCUUCAGAUAGAGAAUUAGAGAAGUUCCUCUCUUCUCCUCAUCUAAGAACCAUAUGGCUCGAUAGCUUCUGGUGGAUCUUUCAUGAAAAGUACCAGCCAAACAAGGAGGUCCAGAAGAAGCUGUUCGACCGGAUAUCCCAACAUUACGCCAAUCUCUUGUUUCAUGAGUCCAGGUCCCACUAUGAAGAGGCUCUCUUAAAAAGACUGCCGUCACUUCUGAGUAAAGCCUUGUACACCAGCUUCUGCUGCUGCUUUCCACAAUCCUGGUUCAACACACACGAAUUUAAGUCUGUCAUCUGUAACACGAUGAGCCUGUGGAUUUCAGGUAUAUAUCCUUGCCUGCAGAGCUAUAACAGUUGGGACUAUUCAGCACUGGAUCCAGAGAGAUUCCAGAGAGAAGAAUUAAUGUUUCAGGGAAGAAGACAGACAAAGGGAAGACAGUGCUCUUUCCUGACUUCUAAGAGACACUUCCUCCAGAAGUCUGCCCAGAGCAGGAAAGCCCAGUGCCCUCAGGAGCCUUUUAAUGUAAAUUCAUCCAAUGAGAGAAUCUCUUAUGGCAAGAAUUCACUGGAUAACUCACAAAAACAGAAUACCACAAAAGGACACCAUUAUCAGACUCUGGUCUUGAGGAAAGCUACACAACAGGUCAAGAGGCUAUCAGAAGCCAGAGAACAUGAUAUUAUGCUUUCUAAGCAGUCUUAUCCUGCCUGCAAAAGCCCUGAGCUGACCUCAAACCUCUUCAACAUUUAUGGGAAGAGCCCUCUGAUUGUGAACUUCCUCCACAACUACUCCAGGCUGCAGCAGCAUGGCAAAGAUGUGUUGGUAGCCAGGAGGGAAAAAACCAAGGCCAUCCCCGAGUCCAGCCUGACGUACGCUGACAUCAUCAGCCUGACCCUGAACAACAUGAAGAAGUGGAGGGACAAAUUCCACCAGAUGAACCAGCUUCGCGGGAGUGAGUGGAAUUAUUUUGAUAAUUACCUAAAGGAACUGCAAGACAACUUCCUCAGGGAGGUAAAGAGUAUAGAUCAAAGAGCAAGAGAUAAAAAAAAGGCAGACCAUGUAUUCCUCCCACCGUCACCCCUCAUUAAGGAAUCCCCUGAAGAGAAGACCCACGAAGGGAAAGAAGGAGAGGGAAAGUAAAGGGAGACAGAAGUUGAACUGCUCUCCCUUCUCACAUUCAAGCUCUGGUGAAUUAUCUUCCCUGGAACUAGGAAGUUCCUGCAGAAUCUGUGAUAUUUCUGCUACCAGGUAGGGUAGAACAACAACAGAAGAAAAAGGAAAUUGUGACUAAAGACUGAGAAAUAGAAAUAACUAUUCCCAGGAUAAGGAAAGCAACAUUCCAUUGGGGCAGCCAAUAUGGAAAGCAGUAUGGAGGUUCCUCAAAACAAUAAAAAUAGAAAUACCAUAUGACCUAGUAAUUCUACUUCUAGAAAUUUACCCAAAGAAAAUAAAAUCCCCAAUUUAAAAAGAUAUAUG
Messenger RNA from Manis javanica (Malayan pangolin), 2001 nucleotides. Lineage: Eukaryota; Metazoa; Chordata; Mammalia; Pholidota; Manidae. The record is from RefSeq and is a predicted model, not a curated record.